Agrilus planipennis (emerald ash borer) is the source of this 2092-nucleotide messenger RNA. RefSeq names its product zinc finger protein OZF-like. The transcript has 5 exons. Gene Ontology annotation, biological process: regulation of transcription by RNA polymerase II. The record is from RefSeq and is a predicted model, not a curated record. Gene Ontology annotation, molecular function: DNA-binding transcription factor activity, RNA polymerase II-specific; RNA polymerase II cis-regulatory region sequence-specific DNA binding; zinc ion binding. NCBI's taxonomy places the organism in Eukaryota, Metazoa, Arthropoda, Insecta, Coleoptera, Buprestidae. The coding region runs from base 220 to 1755 and encodes 511 amino acids. Gene Ontology annotation, cellular component: nucleus.
CCUAUUGUGAAUUGUACCGAUUGCAAUCUAUACUAACUCUUUUUUAAAUUAAUUAUAAACUUAAUUUAAUUAAACUUGUUCCAGUUGUAGUUAUUUAUGAGAAGGCAAUGUUUAUAUCUUCUUUUCAGAAAUCCAGUUGCUCUACAUGAAUUCUUUGAAGUAUGCCACUGUAAAAAAUACAAGUAUCAAAUAGUUAGCUUUACUACUACCUUAUAUUGAAUGGAAUCAGGAUAUUUUUUCUUCGAUAUGAACAAUAAAAAUAGAAACUUAACGAGAGAAGUUGCUGAAAAUUGUUGUCGAACAUGUUUAGAACAGAAAGAUUUAAAACCAAUUUUUGCUAUAAAUUAUGAACGAAAACCAGUUGCAGAUCUAUUAUUUUAUUGUAUAGCUUUGAAGGUUGAAGAAAACUAUAAAUUACCUGAUAAAAUAUGUUCUUCCUGUUUUGGAGAAUUAAUAAGAAUUUUUGCUUUUAAGCAAAAAUCUCAUGCAACAACUAAAAUUUUAGAAAAUUGUUUAAACAAAUUUGAAGCAGAAAAAAUUAGUAAACAAGAAAAAUUAGACAAAGAAACAAAAGCAGGUGAUUCAGAAGAAAUUUUGAUAGAACCGCAAUUGAGGAAAACAAAUAAAUUAGAUAAUAAUUUUUCAUAUUCUACAAAUGAAUCAAAAUCCCUUAUUGAUUUAUCAGAGUUUCAGCUUCACUUUAAGAAGUCGGUUAAAUCUAGAUCAUUAACGUGUAAAGUUUGUACUAUGGAGUUUGGAGAUAGUAAUAGCUUAAAAACUCAUAAAAAAGAAAUGAAACAUGUAGAUGUGAAAAAUCAUACAUGUCUUGUUUGCAAUAAAACAUUUACUAAAAGUAAACUGAAGCAACAUAUGAGAAUUCACACAAAAGAAAAACCAUAUCAAUGUAAAAAGUGUUUUAAAAGAUUUUCAAUGGUAUGGAACUUAAACAGGCAUAUGAUGGGACACACAGGGGAAAAGCCUUUUAUAUGUGAUAUUUGUGGAAAAGGUUUUAUUCAAGCAAUAACACUUGUAGAGCAUAAAAGAACUCACACUGGAGAUGCUCCCUAUGUAUGCAGUUAUUGUGGAAAAAGAUUUAUACGUUCGUCUCGUCAUAAAGCUCAUUUAAAGGUGCACCUUCUGGAAAGACAAAAGCACCUCAAUGGAGGAGAUAAUAAUCCGAGCGAUAGUUUUCACGAAGAAAAUAGAUGUCCAACUUGUAGUAGACUUUAUGCAAGUAAAGGAACAUUGAGAAUGCAUAUGUUGAGACAUGGAGAAAAGACACUGUUAUGCAGUGACUGUGGAAAGAAAUUUUAUACAAAAAACAAUUUAAUAUCCCAUAGUAAAGUCCACAAAGGAGAAAAAUUAUAUGUGUGUAAAGAAUGCAAUAAGACAUUUACGUUUUCAAGUGCCCUGAAGACACACAUGCUAGUACAUACCUCUCAAAAGCCUUAUACUUGUAAAAUAUGCUCAAAAUCAUUUAAACAACACCAUCACUUAAAAUACCAUUUGAGAGUACACAGCGGGGAAAAACCGUAUAGCUGUACUUGUUGCGGUAAAACUUUUGCUUUGAAUACAAAUUUAACCGUUCAUUUACGAACACACACUGGGGAGACACCCUAUGUUUGUAGCGUUUGCGACAUCGGUUAUAAUCGUUUGAACAAUAUGAAGGUACAUCAAGCAACACAUAAACACGAACAACGGACUGUGGACGAUUUCCUUAAAGUUAAUACAGCUCCCAAGGAUUUUGCUACAUGAAUUGUUGGUUUUAUGAAUUAUAUUUAUGCUAUUUAAGUCACCCAGUUCAGCAAAUAUUGUCUGGUUUUCUUGUAUUUCUCAAAUGUUUUGAAAUGAAGUUAAUGAAUAAGAAAUGGACAACAAUACAUUUUUAAUGAAAUGAAUUACACUUCAGAUUUAAAUGAACAUAAUAAAUAUACAAAAGUAAGUCAAAAGGUAAAAAAAGUUUCAUUAUUAGCGACCUAGACAUCUUAAUAAUUUAACUAACACUGACUAGUAAAUUCUGCAAAUAUUGAUUGCUAGAACAAUAAUAAUGGAAGCCUUUAUUUAUCAAUUUGCUUAUUAAUUGUUUUUUUAA